ACAAAAUGGCGUCGCCGUGAGCUUAACUGAGCGGGAGUUUUGUGUUUACUUUCUUAUAUGGCGAGUAAGCGACGGAAGGCUGCGGCAGAAGCAGCAGCGGAGGAGCUUCGCCUCAGGAGCCCGGCCAGGAGGAGCAGUAGAAGCAGAAGCAGCAGGAGGAAGGCUGCCCCCGAAGAGAGCACCCGGGAAGCAGAGGGAGAGGAGGCGGCGGCGGCGGCUGGGGUGCCCCCUCCAGCCUCCCCUGGGCUCCCUCCAGAAACUUGCUCCUAUAAGACUCCAAAGAGAACACAAGCAAACAAGUCACGUUUGCCAACAUUCAGUUCUCCUGCAAAUGAAGGCGACAUACAGCAAGAAAUUUUCUGGGAUCCUCAGUCACCAAUUGUACAUAAGCUAGACAGCGAACAAAGGAGGCAAACAGUUAAUAGACAUACAGUUGAAAUCUCAGAAAUUGUUAAUCGGAUUGCUCCUCAGGAUGAAAAGCCCACCUGUUGUGAAGGAAAUCUUCUUGGGUUUUGGAUUGGUGAUGAUGCAAUUCCUUGUACUCCUGCAAUUACAAAAGUACGAUCAAGAACAAAAGUAAAUGGUGCCAGAGGUCAUCAGUUGAAACACAGAGAAGAAGAGCUUCUGAAACUGGCGAAACAGUUUGAUAAAAACCUGACAGAUGCAAUCCAAGAUCAAGAUGCUUCAUGCCACAAUAUUACCCAUAUUACACUAGAAACAGGGAGGUCCACUGAACAUGAAGAUGAGACUGGGGAGGAAAAAAAGCAUCAGUCCCUUGAAGAAUAUCCUAAAGUUAACACUACUUUGCCUUUUGUAGCUGUUGAUGUCAGUACCAAGGCUCUUGAGCCCUGUGAAGACAGUAGACAGGAGCCCCUAGAUCUUGAUGCUGAAAUAGCACUUCACGAACUGUUUGAUUGCUCCACCCAAAAAUGUAGCGGUCGGCUGAGCCAAGGUUUGUCAGAUUGUUCCUCAAACUCUAGUAUCCAUGAAAACCAGAGCACGCUGCUGGAGGAUGCACUUGCUGUGGAUAAUAUCACCGCUGCUAAUAAAUGUGAGAUUGGAGAAGCACCUGUGAGGGAAGACUCAGCAGCGCCUGUGAUAGAGUGCAUGGCACCUGCCCCCACACAAAAAGCAAAAGAGGUUUCUGAACAAACAGCCCCAAAAAUAGGCUCCUGUAAGAUUGGAUCAGUUGUCUCCAGUAAAGUGGAUCAAGUCGUCAAUGAAGAUUUUGAUGACUGGGGAGAUGAUUCCUUUCUAAUGCAAAUUACUCAUAACCCUGAGCUGAUAAGUACUCCUGAAAAUGCUUUGCCUCUGGCUUCUGAUAAAAAUGGUGAACGAAAAGAGAAAACUGUAAUUUCUGAUCAUGGUGCACUAUUUAAUUCAUUUAAGAACGAUCCCACAUCAUCUGCUUUACAGAAACAAAGCAUUGCCACAGGAAAUACAAUGACAAUCCUUCCACAUAAUAAUAUCACUAUAAAAGCUGAGAAGAUAAAGUCAAUUUCAGUAAGUGGACAUCCCAAAAUUUCUUGCUCUAAUCCUAUUCCAGUGAAACCAGAAGACAAGAGCAGACAGGAGGGCUUUACUCAACUCAAAUGUCCUGCCAGUAAUCAUUUUCCUGAAAAAAGAGCUGCUGCUCUUCCCAAUCAUUCUGAUCUCCCUAAACCACAGAUGGGAAAAUAUGGAAGCAGCAUGUCCAAUAUGGGCCUUUGGAGAGAAUUACCCAAGAACAAUGUGCUUUCAUUUGAUGACUGGAAUGAGCCCAAGUUCUCAAAAGAUGUUUUAGACUUGUGUUCUGAAUCAGAUAGUCUGUGGGGCACAAGAGGUGAAGAAGAUGAUGACUUGCUUUAUCAAGUCUGUGAUGAUGUAGAAAAAAACACUGUGAGCCAUGAUGUGGUGAAAGAGAACGAAAAAUCCAAGUCAACGUUAGGAUGUCCUUCCAAAUUGGAGGUGGGUCCGUGCCUCGCAGUAGCAAAUCAGGGGAUUUCUAAUUGCCCACAAACUCGAAAAAGCCAUGUGGGGAGAAGAACUUUCUCAUUGGAUGCCCCUGUAACACUUGCAGCUCUGCUGAAGAGUGACACUUCCACAGAUCCUGCACAGCAUAACUGGAGACCCUUUAAAACUGAGAGCAUAAGCCAUAUUCCAGAAAAAUGGUGCAGAUCUCAUUCAGUGCCUGGAGGAGACUUUGGUUCUGGAUCAGCCUCAGCCCCUCUUUCAGGUGAUUGUCUAAAUGACAGUCAUGUACAAUGGCAGAAUGGUCUUCGUAACAUGGGGAAGGUGCCAAAUAAGAGCAGUAUUAAUCAGUUGCCAACGGAAAAGUCAAAAUAUGUAUUUAAGAAGACUAAUCAUGUUCAAGCCCUUGUUUUGGACAAUAAAAGUGUAAACAUAGGCAACCAUUCUGGAAUUGUUCUGGGGUUGGGGGAAAACAAGAAUGGACCAAACAUCCCAUUUCAGACAGCAAUACAGACAAACACGAAGCCACCUUUCAAGAGGCACCUCUCAGAUUGCUUUGCACAGUAUGAAACAGAACAGAAAGGUAGAAAGUGUUCUCAAGAAGAAAUUGCAAGGAAAAAGCAAGAGGCCCUUGAGCGGAGAAAAUGCAAAAUGCAAGCCUUGCUCAAAAAUACAGCACCUACCUGAAGGGAGUUCAAUAAAUUGGUUGAAGAAGAAUUGACAGCCGAAGAAUUAUUAAGAUCUUUAAACAAGCUUUAUUGCUUGGCUAAUUUAUUCACCUUGCUCUGUCUUGAUUCUUUAAGAUACUGUGACUGUCUCAUAUUUAAGGAAUUGCUUGGGACUGUUUUUACUUUUUAAAACAGCAUUGCUUGCAGCUGUGAGAUUUUCCAGGUUGUCAUUUAAAAGUCCAGCAUCUGAACUACUGUUUAUGAGAUCUUUCCCACUUCCUAUGGGUUUCAGUUCCUUUAAGUAAACAGUACAGUUGGCAUCAAGUCUACAAUGUCAGAGUUAAUACUGUGCCAGGUUUAAUUCUUAUUGUGUGGGAAGCCGAACAUCAAGAGAUAUUUUAGUUUAAUGACAGAGUUAUCAUGUGACUCUCCCAAGACAAAGUGGGCCUCAUAAUUUGUACCCUACAUACCAGUUUGUAGAUUGUUAACAAUUUGGCAAAUACAAAACUACAGUGUUAAAUCAAGGCAAACAAGCACUUUCCAACUUGGGACCAUUUUUAAUUUUGUGUUACCAGGGCUAUACAAAAAAGGUCUGAGCUUGUACACUCUGUAUAGUAAAACAUGUAGCAUGUUGCAGGAUUUAUUUAUCUUUGUAAAUUAUUUUUACUUUGUAAAUUGUGAUUAAAAUUACAACUCUUUCUAUAACAAUUAGUUUUUUCCUAGUCUGCAGUAGAAAAUGAGAUCAAAUGGAUCCUUGCCUGUUUUCACAUGUCCAAGAAGUGGUGUUUUCUGGUAUAGAAAAUUUCAUCAGUUGGACACAAAAUUUGCAUGACAAGGUGUUUCAAUACAGCAGUGUGUCACAUGGACAGUUCCUUCAGAUUUCUGUACAGUAAAGCAUAUGAAUGUCAGGUACCUUUCUCAGAAAGGUGGCUAUUUAAUGACUAUUAUGUGAAAAUGUUUAAUCUCUUUGCAUCUGAAUGGAUGGAGUUGGGUCUGUAGAGCAGUGAAAAGAGCAUCCCACAGGAAUUUACAGAGUUGACUCAUGGACUACUGACGCCUAGCUCUGUUGUAAAGGCCUCAUUAAACACCUGAUAUUCUUUAAAUCUGAUAUGGAAGGACCAAGUAUAAUUUUAA
Messenger RNA from Sceloporus undulatus (fence lizard), 3752 nucleotides. RefSeq names its product ETAA1 activator of ATR kinase (gene ETAA1). Lineage: Eukaryota; Metazoa; Chordata; Lepidosauria; Squamata; Phrynosomatidae. The transcript is spliced from 6 exons. The coding region runs from base 58 to 2637 and encodes 859 amino acids. The record is from RefSeq and is a predicted model, not a curated record.